AUGAGCCCGGCAACUGAACACAAAGACAAGGCAAUGGAAAAGCGCAACCCGCCAGGCGGAUCACUCAUUCGCGUGGAAGGCCUAAAGAAGUACUUUCCGAUUCGCAAAGGCGUCUUCUCCCGCCACGUAGGGGAUGUGAAGGCGGUCGACGGCCUGUCGUUCGAAAUUGGGCACAAGGAGACCCUGAGCCUGGUAGGCGAGUCUGGUUGUGGUAAGACGACCGCCGGGCGCACACUCCUGCGGCUACUGGAGCCAACGGAGGGCAAGGCGGUCUAUAUGCCCGACGGGCGCGAGAUCGACUUGUUCUGUCUUUCGCGCAAGGACAUGAAGAUCGUUCGGCGCGACCUGCAGAUCAUCUUUCAGGAUCCCUACUCCAGCCUGAAUCCGCGCAAGACUGCCGGCAAUAUCGUGGGCGAAGCGCUGCGCGUCCACGGAAUCACCAAAGGCGCGGAGUUGGAAAACCGGGUUGAAGAGCUGCUCGUGCGCGUUGGCUUGCGCAGCGAUAGCUUCAACCGUUUUGCCCACGAGUUCUCCGGUGGCCAACGCCAACGAAUCGGCAUUGCCCGCGCUUUGGCUCUCGAACCGCGGUUCAUCGUCUGUGACGAAGCGGUCAGCGCUCUCGACGUGUCGAUCCAAGCCCAGGUGAUCAAUCUGCUGAAGGACUUGCAGGACGAGUUGAACCUCUCCUACCUGUUCAUCGCCCACGACCUAUCGGUGGUGCGCUACCUCUCGAACCGCAUCGCGGUGAUGUACCUCGGUCGGAUCGUCGAGGUGGGCACGGCCCAAGAGCUCUUCGAGAACCCCCAACAUCCGUACACUCAGGCGCUCCUAUCCGCUGUCCCGCGCCCGGAUCCCAAGGCCAAGAUGAAUCACAUCCCGCUCAUCGGCGAUGUGCCAUCCCCGAUGAACCCACCCUCGGGGUGUCACUUUGCUCCGCGCUGCCCUGUCGCGGAAAAGCACUGUCAUGAGAGCUACCCCGAGACCAAGCAACUCGGUUCGACGCAGGCGGCAGCCUGCCAUUUGUUGUAG
Molecule: messenger RNA, 1029 nt
Organism: Nerophis lumbriciformis (worm pipefish)
Lineage: Eukaryota; Metazoa; Chordata; Actinopteri; Syngnathiformes; Syngnathidae
Source: RefSeq, a predicted model, not a curated record